Messenger RNA from Kazachstania africana CBS 2517, 1314 nucleotides. RefSeq names its product Ecm33p (gene ECM33). Bases 1 to 1314 code for a protein of 437 amino acids. The transcript is spliced from 2 exons. Gene Ontology annotation, biological process: fungal-type cell wall organization. Lineage: Eukaryota; Fungi; Ascomycota; Saccharomycetes; Saccharomycetales; Saccharomycetaceae. The record is from RefSeq and is a predicted model, not a curated record. Gene Ontology annotation, cellular component: fungal-type cell wall; plasma membrane.
AUGCAAAUCAAAUCCACUUUGUUACAAGCCGCUUUAUUAAGCUCUACUGUUUUAGCAGCCUCUAAAAAAUCUAGCUCUUCUAGUAGCAAGACCACCACUACUAAAACCAGUUCUUCUACCAGUAAGACUACCACUACCAAGGCCAGUUCUGCUAGUGUCCCAUCCUCUUGUAGUGUUUCUGCUACUGCUACUGCUCAAACUGAUUUGGACCAAUAUGCCAGCUGUAAAACUUUAGUCGGUGACUUAACUAUCUCUGGUGACUUAGGUGGUGCUUCCUUAGCUAAUGUUGAAACAAUUGACGGUUCUUUCACCAUCAAAAACGCCACCGGUUUGACUACUUUUUCUGCUGAUUUGAAAACCGUUACUGGUACUUUAACUUUAGAAGGUCUAACCAUUUUAACACAAGCCACUUUUGGCCAAUUAGAAUCUGUAGACACCAUCGAAUUAGUCACUUUACCAGCUAUUGAAGCUUUCGAGGCCGGCUUAUUAACCUCUGUCGACACCGUCCUUAUUUCCGACACUUCAUUAACUUCUCUUGACAGUUUCACUGGUUUAACCUCCGUUGGUUCUAUCGAUAUUAACAACAACAAAUACUUAGUUUCAUUUGAUUCUUCCUUAGAAACUGUCUCUGACGCUUUGACCUAUUCUUUCAACGGUGCUUCCUCCGUUGUUUCCUUAGACGAUUUGAUCUGGGCUAACAACGUUACUUUAAGUGCUGUCGAUAGUGCCAGUUUCUCUAAUUUACAAUACAUCAACUCUUCUUUCGAAUGUAUCAACAACACUUUCGCUAAUCUAACUGCUAGUGGCCUAAAAACCGUUGGUAAAACUUUCUCCAUUCAAUAUAACGAUGGCCUAACCUCUUUGUCCUUUAAUAACUUAACCAAAGUUGGUGGUGGUUUCGUCAUUGCUAACAACACUGAUUUAAAAAUCAUUGAUGGUUUCGAAAGCUUGACUGAAGUCGAUGGUGCAAUGGAAAUUAUCGGUAGCUUCAGUGAAUUGGAUUUAUCAUCCUUAAAUUUGGUCAAAGGUGCUGCUGACAUCGAAACUACUGCAUCUAACUAUUCCUGUAGUGCUAUGAACAAAUUACACAGUAAAGGUAACAUCCAAGGUGACGAAUAUACCUGUACGGCAGCUACUUCUACCUCCUCUAAGGCUUCUAGUGCUACUAAGAAGGCUGCUUCUACCUCUGGAUCUGCCACUGCUACCUCCGGUUCAACUUCUUCCUCCUCUAAGUCAUCUGGUGCUGCUGCUGGUAACUUUGCUCCAUCUUCCUUCAUGGGCGCCUUUCCUGCUGUUGCCGCUUUACUAUUGUAA